This is a messenger RNA of Alternaria alternata, 770 nucleotides long. RefSeq lists its product as hypothetical. Lineage: Eukaryota; Fungi; Ascomycota; Dothideomycetes; Pleosporales; Pleosporaceae. The record is from RefSeq and is a predicted model, not a curated record. The transcript has 2 exons. Bases 179 to 661 code for a protein of 160 amino acids. Gene Ontology annotation, biological process: proteasome assembly.
GACGCAACAACACAAACAACGAGGCACACAAGAGCAACUCGAAUCACCAUAUUACUGGCACGCAUACAUUCUCGGUAGCUGGCGAACACAAAGCACCCAGCUCACACUCCAUCGUAAUACCUUUACGAUUGCAGCUGCCCCUCUGCACCAGACAUACCACCGCACGAACACAAACGCAAUGGCAGCACCCACCACUUCAGACGACUAUACCGUGACGCCUGCCCCAUACCCAGCGCGUACCAGCACGUCCACCUCGAUGAUCAAGAGUAUAAAAACCACAGCAACGACGGUCAAUUUUGCGGACAAGAUUCUCAUCACUGUCACGCAAAAUGGACGAUUAGCACAUUGGGUACAUGUACCUCUCGAUAUCUCUGCAACCGAUGCUUCGAUGACUUCGAAUGCCUCCCUUGAACGCGACGAAGACGAUCCCAACUCAGACCUCCUUCCUAUGCACCAUCUCACGGCUACAAAUAUACUUGGCGGUACGAUAGCGGAGCUUGAUGUUCUUGGACAAACGCUCGCGACACAGAUUGCCAGUGCUAUCAAACAGCGCGACGACAGGGAAACCAGAAUGGUUGUGGUUGGUAUGGGAUUGGACAAGAGCAUGGUUGGAAGAGAAGCAUUCAGCGAGCUGAUUGGUCUUGUGCUGGGGGUCAUAUAAGAGGUCGUCGAAUUCGUAUUGCUUUAGUCUAUGCAAUGCUCGACGUGAUGAACUAUGGGAUCAUGUGCCCAAGCGUUCCUUCGUCAAAUCUCGGGUAUGUCUUCCGCCC